Charadrius vociferus (killdeer) is the source of this 5079-nucleotide messenger RNA. It is a transcript of the gene PLCH1, whose product is annotated as phospholipase C, eta 1. Gene Ontology annotation, molecular function: phosphatidylinositol-4,5-bisphosphate phospholipase C activity; calcium ion binding. Lineage: Eukaryota; Metazoa; Chordata; Aves; Charadriiformes; Charadriidae. The transcript is spliced from 22 exons. The record is from RefSeq and is a predicted model, not a curated record. Gene Ontology annotation, biological process: lipid metabolic process; phosphatidylinositol-mediated signaling. Bases 1 to 5079 code for a protein of 1692 amino acids.
AUGAGUUACUGGAGUCUGGAUAAGCGGGGCUGCCUGCAGUACUGCAGGCACUUCUUGGUGGACAAUGGUGUCUUUCACGUUGAAAGAUGCAUGAGUGUUAUGCAGUCUGGGACUCAGAUGGUUAAGCUGAAGAGUGGAACCAAAGGGCUAGUUCGUCUCUUCUACCUGGAUGAGCACAGGACCUGCAUCCGAUGGAGACCAUCCAGAAAAAGCGAAAAGGCAAAAAUUGUCAUCGAUUCCAUUUACAAAGUCACCGAAGGCCGGCAGUCUGAAAUCUUCCAUCGCCAUGCAGAGGGGAACUUUGACCCAAGCUGUUGCUUUACCAUUUACCAUGGCAACCACAUGGAGUCACUGGAUCUGAUUACAUCUAACCCAGAGGAAGCUCGCACCUGGAUCACAGGACUGAAGUAUUUGAUGGCUGGAAUAAGUGAUGAGGACUCGCUCGCUAAGCGACAGAGAACACACGAUCACUGGGUCAAACAGACCUUUGAGGAGGCUGACAAGAAUGGAGAUGGCCUCCUGAAUAUUGAAGAGAUCCACCAGCUGAUGCAUAAACUAAAUGUUAACCUGCCCCGCAGGAAGGUCCGGCAGAUGUUUCAGGAAGCAGACACAGAUGAGAACCAGGGAACCCUAAAUUUUGAAGAAUUUUCAGUGUUUUACAAGAUGAUGUCCUUACGUCGAGAUCUCUACCUACUGCUUUUAAGCUACAGUGACAAGAAGGAUCACCUCACUGUUGAAGAACUUGCUCAGUUUCUAAAGGUGGAACAAAAGAUGAAUAAUGUGACGCCAGAAUAUUGUCUUGACAUCAUACAGAAGUUUGAAGUAUCAGAAGAAAACAAGAAGCAAAACGUUCUUGGGAUUGAAGGUUUCACCAACUUCAUGCGCAGUCCGGCUUGCGAUAUAUUUAAUCCACUGCAUUGUGAAGUGCAUCAGGAUAUGGAUCAACCCCUUUGUAACUACUUUAUUGCUUCAUCUCACAAUACAUACUUGACAGGAGACCAACUGCUCUCCCAAUCCAGAGUGGAGAUGUAUGCACGAGUGCUGCAGGAUGGUUGUCGAUGUAUUGAAGUGGAUUGCUGGGAUGGUCCAGAUGGAGAGCCGGUAGUGCACCAUGGCUAUACUCUUACUUCUAAAAUACUCUUCCGUGAUGUGGCAGAAACUAUCAAUAAAUAUGCCUUCAUCAAAAAUGAGUUUCCAGUGAUACUGUCUAUUGAAAACCACUGCAGUAUUCAACAGCAAAAGAAGAUCGCUCAGUACUUGAAGGAGAUAUUUGGUGACAAACUGGACUUGUCAUCUGUAAUCACUGGAGAUUCCAGACAGCUUCCUAGCCCUCAGAAUUUGAAAGGGAAAAUCCUAGUGAAGGGUAAGAAGUUGCCAUACAGUCUUGGAGCAGAUGCUGAGGAAGGAGAAGUUUCAGAUGAGGAUAGUGCGGAUGAAAUUGAAGACGACUGCAAGUUGAAGACCUGCUAUAGCAAUGGUGCAACUGAGCACCAGGUGGAAUCUUUUAUAAGAACGAAAUUGGAAUCUCUGAUAAAAGAAUCCCAAAUCAGGGACAAAGAAGACCCAGACAGCUUCACUGUGAGAGCCCUGCUAAAGGCAACCCAUGAGGGCUUAAAUAUUAACCUGAAACAGAACCUGGAUACAAAAGAAGGUGGAAAAAAGUCUCAUAGCCGAUCAUUAAUGGGCAACUUCGGUAAACACAAGAAAGCUGUGAAGGCAGCGUCCAAAUACCAUAGUGCAUCAGAUGAUGAAGAAUGCCAGCAAAACUCUUCUGGAAAGGAAACAGGACAGCUCCACAGACUGGCUCGUCGAAGAAAAACGGUGAAGCUGUGCCGAGCUCUGUCUGACCUUGUGGUGUACACGAACUCUGUGGCAGCCCAGGAUAUAGUAGAUGAUGGAUCAACAGGGAACGUGCUGUCAUUCAGUGAAACCAGAGCCCACCAAGCAGUGCAGCAGAAGGCCGAACAGUUUAUGCUUUACAACCAGAAACAGCUUACAAGGGUCUAUCCAUCCGCCUAUCGGAUUGACUCCAGCAAUUUCAAUCCUUUACCUUACUGGAAUGUUGGUUGCCAGUUAGUGGCACUAAACUACCAAUCUGAGGGACGCGUGAUGCAAUUAAAUGAUGCAAAAUUUAGGGUAAAUGGAAACUGUGGUUAUGUCCUCAAACCUCAGCAGAUGUGCAAAGGCACAUUCAACCCCUACUCUGCUGAUCCACUCCCUGCCAGUCCUAAAAAGCAGCUUAUUCUGAAGAUCAUCAGUGGACAGCAGCUGCCUAAGCCUCCUGACUCAAUGUUAGGAGACAGAGGAGAGAUAAUAGAUCCCUUUGUUGAGGUGGAAAUUAUUGGGUUACCUGUUGACUGCUGUAAAGAUCAGACCAGAGUGGUUGACGACAAUGGGUUUAAUCCUGUUUGGGAGGAAACACUCACUUUUACCAUCCACAUGCCUGAAAUAGCUUUGGUGCGAUUUCUUGUUUGGGACCAUGACCCUAUUGGGAGAGACUUUGUUGGACAAAGAACUCUGGCCUUUAGCAGUCUCGUGCCUGGUUAUCGUCAUGUGUAUUUAGAAGGGCUGACAGAAGCAUCCAUAUUUGUUCAUAUAACCAUUAAUGAGAUCUAUGGAAAAAAUAAGCAGCUGAUAGGACUCAGAGGGUUGUUUAACAAGAACCCUAAGCACAGUUCCGCUGAAACCAGCGGGCACUAUGUACGGAAGCGAUCUAUUGGUGAUCGAAUUCUCCGGCGCACAGCCAGUGCACCAGCAAAAGGUAGAAAGAAAAGCAAGAUGGGUUUUCUGGAAGCUACUGAAAUUAAAGACAGUGCAUCUGAACCAAUAGACUUGAAAGACAAAGAAGGAGUUGUAAGGCGCACAAGCCGGAGUCUGCAAGCACGUCCUGCUUCUAUGCCCGUGGACAAAUUUCUUCUUGUAGGACUGCCAUGUCCAGAAGAUGAAACUACCCAAGAUGCCAAAGGAAAAGAAAAUGCAUCCGCCAACAGUGAUGACAAUACAAAUGAGGAGGAAACAAACAUGAAAGAAUCUGUUUUCACAUGUUCUGAGAAAGCAGCAAAUACUUCAAAUUUGGCAUCUCAAUUUAAGAAGAAUGACCAGAAGGAGACUACAGUUGACUCUUUAGUACCACUUCUACAGGAGCAACCUGAAGAUUUAGUUUUUGCAAGUGGUGUAGCUGAAACGAAUCACCUCAUAGGCUAUCCGCAAAAUAAUCUUCCUGCUGUUGCUGAAACUGUCCCUCUAAUGCAGGACUCCAAUUUUGAAAUUUCCACAGAAAAAACAAAUGGCAAAAACUGUGCAGACAAUAAAAAGGAAGAUGACACGAAAGGGUCUAAGGAGGAGAAAAUAACUCUUGUGGGGUCUGCCCUUUCUCAAAAAGUAAAGAUGGAAAAUCACAAAUAUGACAUCAUCGAGAAAAGCACUGGAGCACCUCUUUCUUUGACAGAUAUUUCUUCUACCAUUUGCUCUGAUGUUCCUGAUUUGCACUCCACUUUAACCAUGCAAGACAGUGACAUUUCUCGCCUUAUAGAUGAAGUUUCUUUAGCGAAUGAGAGCGAGAUGGAUAGCGCUGUCUCAGCUCUGAUCGGACAGUUUGAUGUCACAGAUGACCAAACUAAUCUUACCACAGUCUCGAGCCUCCAUGGCACUAGCAGCCAGGCCUUCAGUGUGAUGGCUACGCACCCACACAUGCUUACUGCAGAUCUUAACAGUCCCUGUAAGCACAACUUCACUACCACAAAAUCCAUCAAAUCCCCUUUAUUCUCAAGUCCAGAUACUACCGUGUUCUCUAGCCCUGAGACUGCAGAGUAUUCUGUGUACACAAUUAUCCAUGAGGCAACUCUUACACCAGCUUCUGAAUGUAAGAUCCACAGUGAAUUAGUUUGCAAGAAAAAGUUAAAUAGUGUACAAAACAACUCGCCUAGCUCUCCUUGUCCUUCACCUCUCUCUUUGCUCAAUGGAAAUCCCAAAAGGAAAAGUGGACCAAAAUGUGGACCAAGCUGGGAAGCCCCCGAGUCUGCCAGUUCUUUUGCUUCCAAUGGCCUCAUCUUUGAGGAGACGCUUGUUGACCCUCCCACUGGUGAAAACUCAGAAAGCAGCAGUCUUGUAGAAGUAGAUGGGGAUUGUCAAGAUCUCUUGGUAACUGCAUGCGAGUACAAAAGGGAAGACAUGAGCCAGUUGGCUUCCCCUUUAAAACUGAGGCAAAAGCAGGACACUGGGCACAGUGGUGAGAGAACCUCUGGGAGCAGUGCAACUGUUGAGCUCUGUGCUUCUGCCUUGGACUGCUCGGGUCACUUCAGGACCGCAGGGAGUCAGCUCCCUUUUCCAAUGUAUGAAAAUGUUGGCUUUUUAUGUCAUCAUCAUUCAGAUAAGCAGGAAAACGUAACGUGUACCUCUGAGAGAUCCCAGCUCAACAUACACUCACCGGUGCUCAAAAAUGCUUUGGCUUUCCCACCUCAUCCAGCCAUCAAGCAGACUAGCCCUUGCAAAUCCAAGAGUCUUGGAGACUUGACAUCAGAGGAUAUUUCCUGCAAUUUUGAAAGUAAGUAUCAAUACAUAAGUAAGAGCUUUAUCUCAUCAGGCAUGAGAGACAAGAAACUUGCUGCUAUGAAGAGUAUGAGACCACAUUCUACGGAUGCUCUGACGGAACAGCUGAGGAAGCUGGUGUCCCUGGACCAGGAGGAGAGCCGUCAGACGCUGUGCUCCAGGCAGACUGAUGAAGACUGCCCGAAGGCGCUGGUCAGGAAACUCUCGUCCAGAAGCCAGAGCAGGGUGCGGAAUAUCGCCAGCCGUGCCAAGGAGAGGCAGGAGGCGGCCAGCAAGCAAAAAUCUUCUAACACAAGUAGUGUAGCGGGGGUUGUCCUUCGGAACAAGCCUUCGGCAUCUCCUCACGUUAUCAACAGGCAUUCAACAGGCUCGUACAUAGCCAGGUACCUGAAUGGCUUCCCUGGGGAGGACGUGGAGGGCCGAGGAAUACCUGAGGGCGCGUGCGCUGCUCUGCACUACGCCUGUAGCGACCGGUUUUAUACGCAUGAUUCUGUUCUGCCGCUGGAAGCCAGUAGUGAUGAUAUUGUAUAA